AUGAGUGAAGAUGGAAUUCCAAGAGUUUCAGUUUCAAAUUUAAAAAAAAAAUUCCAAGCAUCAAACAAUAAUAACAAUAAUGGUGAAUCUACUCAAAGAAUUUCAGGUGUUGUAGCAAAGUCAAAAGAUCCAUCCUCUUUUUCACUAUCAUCAUCAUUAAAGAAAAGACCUACAGAAAAUACAGCUAGUUUUUUAAGUUCAUCAUUAUCAUCAUCAUCAUCAAUAUUGUCAGCUGAUGAUUUAAUUAAAAAAAAUAGAAGAAAAUCUUUUGGUGAGUCAAAAGAAAAAGAAGAAAAAGAAAAAGAAAAAGAAAAAGAAAAAGAAAAAGAAAAAGAAAAAGAAAAAGAAAAAUCAUCAUCAUCCACAACAACAACAACAACAACAACAACAAGUAAAUUAAAACCAAAAUCAACUUUAACAUCUUCAUCAUCAUCUUCUUCACAUAUAGCAACAUAUUCUGAACCAUUAAAAGAUCAUUCUUCAGAACCAAAAGAAAAGGAAAAAGAGAAAGAGAAAGAAAAAGAAAAAGAAAAUAAAGAUAAAAGUAAUUCAACUUUAACACCAACAAAUGUUGUUAAAAAAUUAAAGAGAAAAUCAAUUGAAAGUGGUAACAUUUUCCAAUUUGACCAAGCAAAAGAAUCUUUAUCUACAUCAUCAUCAUCAUCAUCAGGCACAACAGCUACUUCAACUACAACUACAACAACAUCAUCAUCAUCAUCAAUUAGUAAAGAUAAAGAACCAAAAGAAUCAAAUAAAAAGAAAUUAAAAGUUAGUGUUCAGUCAUCUCAAACAGAGGAAAAUGAAAAUGAAAAUGAAAAUCAGCUUGAAGAACAACCAGAGGAAAAAUCAUCAAAAAAAAAAGUUUCAAAAACAUCAUCAUUAGAAUCAACAGGUGAAAAGAAAAAGAAAAGAUCAUCCACUUCAGGUACAUCUAAAAAAUCAUCAACUUUUGAUUCAAUUAAAUCAAUUUUGGAUGACGACGAUGAAAAUGAUUUUGAUUAUGAAAAAGAUGAUAAUGGUAAUGGUGAAAAAGUAAAAGAAAAAGAAAAAAAGAAAAAGAAAAAGAAAUCAUCAUCUAAAAAAGUUUCAACUUUUGAAGAGGGAGAAGGAAUGGUAGUUGAACAACAACAACAACAACAACAACAACAACAACAACAACCAAUAUUUGAUGGAUCAUCAAGUGUUAUUGGUACAACAUCAAAUGUUAUUAAUAAACAAUCAAAAGCUUAUCCAAAAACUCCAUUACCAAAUAAAUCAAAGAGAUCAACAACAACACAAUAUGAUAAUGAUUUUGAAGAUGAAACUAUUAAUAACUUUAUGAGUAGUGUAAAUAGUUCUAAAAUGUAUUUUACACCAAAGGCAACAUUUGGACAACCACCAACACCAUCAUCUUCAGGUACCAACUACCAAAAUAGAACCAAUGUUAGUAUUCAUAAUUAUCCAAAUAGUCCAAUAUCAUUUGAAUCUGAGCAACAACAACACCACCACCAACAACAACAUGGCUUUGAAUAUUCUGAUUCUCCAGUAUCAAUUCCAAAUAUCUCUUAUAUCACACCAAGUGAACGUGAUAUUUCAUUCGAUACUGAUCAUCAAGCUGCUGAUUUCCUUGAGGAUGAAUUUGUUGAUCAAGAAGAGGAUUUCUUUGAUGACGAUGAUGAAGAGUUACAAUACGUUCAACAACAAACCCAACAAAGAAGAAAAGAAUUAAAACAACAACAACAUAAACAAUUAAAAGAACAACAAAAGAGACAUAAACAACAAAUUAUCUCUCAAUCAAAAGCUGGUGCUGUUAUUUCUUCUGAUAAUGGUGAAUCAAAGGCUAAAUUUGUUUUAUUGAUUAUUACUUUUGCCAUUUGGAUUGGUCUUUUAAUUGUACUUGCUCAAUUCUUUUAUCAUUAUAAUGAUAUAAAGUAUUGUGACACAGGUGCUGUUCCAAAGAAAAUCAAUGAUACAACAUUUAGUUGUGUACCAUGUCCAGAUAAAGGUGUUUGUAUGAAUGGUAUAUUUGAAAAUUGUAUGGAUGGAUAUGUUAUUAGAAAUGGUGAAUGCAUAUUAAAUCCAAGUAAAGUUGAAUCAUUAGUUCAAAUCAUUAAUCAAAUUAGUCAAAUUCUCAGGGAUAGAAAAGGUUUAUUCGAAUGUGGUUCAAAGGAUACUUUCUUAAUGACCAAUGAAGAAUUAAAGAAAGAAAUUGCCAAAAGAAAUUGGUUUUCAAAGGACCAAGCAAUUGAAUCUUUUGAUACAAUCAUUCAAUUCAUUGAUAAUCGUAAAGAUUCUGAAGAAAUUGGUUUAGAUCAUAAAUUAUUAUCUUCAAUUGGUUACACUUUUGAAGAUAAUCAAUUUAAAUAUUAUUCAAAUGAUUCUGGUAUUAGACCAUUAUGGUGUCAAACAAUAUUUUUCUUUAAAAAUUUAAUUAAAAAUAAUUUACAUUUUAUUGGAAUUUUUGUAAUUGGAUUUUUAGGAUUUAAACUUGUACAAAUUAGAAAAAAAAAUAAACAAGAGGAAUUAUUAGCAAUUGAACAUAAUUGUAAGAAAUCACUUAAAAUCCUUCAACAAAGAACACAAUUUGAAGAUCCAUGGAUUUCUGAAUUAAUCUUAAAGGAUGAAGUUAUGGGUUCAAAUAAUGAUAAGAAAUCAAAUUUAAUUUGGGAGAAAACAUUGGAGAAAAUCUCUUCAAAUGUUAGAGUAUUAUGCACUGUUAAGUUAAUUCAUGGUGAAUCUCAAAAAACUUUAGAAUGGACUGACUCAAACCAAACUCCAAGAAGGGCUUCAAUUUCUUCUCCAAUUAAUUAUGAUGAUGAUGAACUCAAUAAUAAUUCUUUUGAAAAUUAA
Messenger RNA from Dictyostelium discoideum AX4, 2829 nucleotides. RefSeq lists its product as hypothetical. The transcript has 3 exons. Lineage: Eukaryota; Evosea; Eumycetozoa; Dictyosteliales; Dictyosteliaceae. Bases 1 to 2829 code for a protein of 942 amino acids. The record is from RefSeq and is a predicted model, not a curated record. Gene Ontology annotation, molecular function: chromatin binding. Gene Ontology annotation, cellular component: nuclear envelope; nuclear inner membrane.